This is a messenger RNA of Heterobilharzia americana, 3447 nucleotides long. NCBI's taxonomy places the organism in Eukaryota, Metazoa, Platyhelminthes, Trematoda, Strigeidida, Schistosomatidae. The record is from the annotation of a GenBank genome assembly.
GGUUGUUGACUGUUAUAUAGCAGGGAAUGCUAUUUCAGUGGCCCAUGUAAUUGGUUUUCACCUCUUCCUAAUAUUGCAUUUCCGUAAAGCUGGAGCCUUUUGGGGUCAGUUAGCAACGAUCCUACUGUGUUUAAACAAGGUCUCUUGCAUCCUGACGUUAAUCUGUCAACAAAACAAUUGGUAAUGCUUAGACGAAGGAAGUCUUUUCAACGCAACUUGAAAUUUUUGGGAAUUUUUCGCCGUUCAUCUCGUUUGAAAGCUGACCGAACUGCAUUACAGACUGAAGAAAGAGUAAUCACUUCUGCAGCUGCAUUGUUUUCAGAUAUGUUCUAUGAUGUGGAUUUAGUUGCAAGUGACAUAGUCGCAGGUCUGUUUCUUCUACGCUGGCAGACUAAACAAUGGGUUGGCUGUGGUCAACGUAUCCCUCUGAGUCUAAUACAUCAAGAUACCUCUCCUUCAGAUUUGAACAUAAAUGUCCUACAAAAAAGUGAUCAGACUCCAGAUUUUUGGCUGAAUAUUAACCGAAUUUAUCGAGUUGCAGAGUUUGUAACUGCAAUUUAUGGAAAGUUGUUAUACUACAGCAUGAGUCUUGGCAUACCUGGUUCCACUUGUAGGUUGUAUCGUCACUUACCUUGUUGUAUAAAUUCUUGUAAUCAUUCUUUAUCUGAUCAGACACAACUAAGUUGUUGUAUAUGCUCAGGGCAUACAUGUGACCUAGCCGCAAUAUUGGAAUUCACGUCACUGAGAGAGGAUCAGUUUGUUAAAUUGUCCUAUGACAAUUCAGUUCAUCAAUCUCCUUACUUUGUAGCGAUUGAUGAUUACAGUCAGUGCAUUGUCAUUUCCGUUCGUGGUACAUUAUCCUUUGAGGAUACAAUUGUCGACUUGUUAUAUGAUGGUGUGCGUUUGGAAGAAGUUGAAACAUUUGUUGAGUCCAAGACAGGCACACGUCCAUGCUUCAUUGGACAUCGUGGUAUGGUCGAGAGGUCAAGAUAUUUAUACAACUGUUUGGUAACCGACCGUUCAAUUGAAAUAGCGUUUAGUAAGAAACCUCAUUAUAAAUUGGUUGUAUGUGGUCAUAGUCUGGGAGCUGGUAUCGCAUCUUUUCUUUCUGUCAUUCUGCAUUGUACAUAUCCUGAUGUGAAAGGCUAUGCUUUCAGCGCACCUUUAGGAAUGAUGAAUCAAGAGUUAGCUGACUAUUGUAAACCUUUCCUAUUGUCUAUCAUUUAUGGAUAUGAUAUUUUUGCGCGUAUGAACAAAUCAACAAUAUCUGAUUUCAAAUGGCGUUUACUUGACGCUUUAUCAAUUUGUAAAGUACCGAAACAUCGUCUCCUAAGUCGCGGAAUAUUUGUAUGUAUGCGCCGUUAUCUGUUUAAGUGGUGCUUACCAAACUGUUUUUAUAGAGGAUCUCUAACAACUGUUGGGAAUGAUACUCUUUUACUGGAUACAGAUACUCAAGAGCGUCUGAUUCAUUCCAUCCCACAACUUGGACAUGAUGAUGAGGAAAUGCGAGUUUGUUUAUCACAACAGGGAAAUUCCUCUAAUCCAGGCAACACAAGUAGCCAUCGCCCUGUACAGUCUACCAGACGAUUUCGUCCUGGUCCUCGUUCCCUCCUCUGCUGGAUCAAUCCUAGUAGCCUACUUCCCGUGACUAUUUCUCAGUCUACAGAAUCUCCUUCACAGGUUCAAUCUUCCAAUAACAAAGUCAACUUGUACACUGAUGAUGAAAUUCAGUCUUGUGAUCAUGAGUCAUACGAUCUUUCCAAUGGUGUAUUCGGUGGUUUAGUGCUUCAUUUAGUUGAUGUUGACCUGGAUUGCAGUGAAGAUGAUAGUUCUAUUAGUCCGAUGAUGAAUGAAAAUGUUUUUAAAGGGGAUGUGGAAAUCGGUCAGAGAAUAGAUAAUUCUGGUCUGGAACGGCUGUUAUCAGUGAAGUCCAAUAGGUUCAGUGCAUGUUGUAGAAAACGUCAUGGAAUUAAAAAAACAAUUGCUGCUGUCUGGUCCAGUCCUCAACAGUUUCAGACUAUUUUAAUCCACCCACAGAUGAUAAUACACCAUCUACCUGAUCGAAUACUAGAAGCUGUUAGAUGCCUCCAGCAAGUCUUACUCCUAACAUCAACUGACUUGUCAGAUAGAAAUAGUGUUAAUGGCUUAAAAUCAUGCGAUUUUGUACGGAAAUUGAACAAUAUAUCCUAAUUUCGUUAUGUGAAGAAUUUUUUACCCUUUAUUCACCAUAUAUAGUAAUAAUAAUGCAAUAAUUUAUUUACCAAAUUUUACCUAGUAAUUCUACAAGUUUGUCCUUUUGACACUCAUGAGAGAUUUGUAUCCCCCUUUCGACCCUGUUUUUAUAAUGAGCUAAGUUUACCAGUGUAUGACUUUUAUAUGACUUUCUUUUCUGAGUCUUUAUUUUUCAUAGCAUUUUUUGGCACGAUAAUGCAGGCACAGAACAGUACAGUAUGACCAAUUGAAUAAUCCUCUUCCUACGCAUACACAGUUAUACUUUGUUGUCCCACCGCGCACCAAGCCAAAAGUCAAGUCACCAACGGCAAGUAAAUUUCGCCUCUUACUAGACCCUAUGCAACUGUUUGAAAAAUUUUUCUUCUCGAAAAAUACUUGCUACAGUUUGAGACUUUUGUGCUAGGACAUUCAAGCGAGAUUAAUCCCUGAUAUUUUCGCCUGUGUAGGAUGUCAUACAUUCUAAAACCAUGCUUUUCAAUUGUAUUUCAUCAGUUCGUUUUCUUGUAUUCCUUGUUGUUGUUGUUGUGGGUUAUAUGCCUGUAUACAUGGUUCGGAUAUUUUCAUUCAUUCAUUUUCAUUCGUUGCCAGAAUUCGUAUUUCAUCGAGUUGUGUCUGAAGUUUGCUCUAGCCUAUGGUUUAAAUAAAAGUAGGGAGAGAUGUAGACGUUAUACCACUGCAGAAGGUGAUAAACUUUUGAGUGUUUCUUUGAAUAUCUUGAAGUGCAGAAAUAAUAAUCAGCCUUGUUCGUCCAUCCUAAUUUUAAUUGAUCACUGCUAUUGUGUUUUCUGUCGGCAAUCGUAAUUCAAGGAGAGUGACUAGUUGUAUUAUUUAUAACGUGCGAUGCUGUGAUCUAUAUUCGUCUUUCGGCGAUAAUAAUUAGAAUUAUGACCAGUUUGUGUACCUUUUCUACUGUUCAUGAUGUCCACUACUACCGGCAGUAUUUAUUGUCUAUUCUUUUUUUUUAAUUCGGUAAAUUUUUCCACCUCUGUCAGUAAACGUAUUUAGUAAUCUCUUAUCAGACCAAACCAUAUAAAUCUAUCUACACGUGUAUGUAUGUAUAAAAGUUAUUCAAUUAAUGUAAAUCGUGUGCACUUCCCUGUGUUCUUUUUUUUAUUGACAAAAACCUUAUCGGCAUCUGUGACUACAUACCUCAGGCUAUAAAUUCAUAUGGAUACUUUUUUAAAAUAUUUAAAUUAAAACGGAUAUUUUCACAGG